CCACAACUUCACCAUUCAUUCCAAUUUCCAAAGCAAUUUAAUCAGUCGAUUGUUUAAGCAAAGUAAUGAUGAAGCUUAAUUUGCUCUUUGGUCUUACAUUGGCCAUCCUCAUCUCAGGGGCUCAAAUGGCGACCUUCACCGUAAAAAACAACUGUCAGUACCCUAUCUGGCCGGCAACCCUUGUCGGUGAUCCUAAUUUGCCACAAUUGCCCAAGACUGGGUUCCAGUUAGACCCUCAAGCACAAGAUUCCCUUAACGUUCCUAGCCCAUGGAAAGGCAGGCUCUGGGCUCGAACACAAUGCUCAACCUCAGGCGGAAGGUUCACUUGUGCCACUGCUGACUGUGGGUCCGACCAGAUAGCUUGCAAUGGAAAAGGUGGAGCCCCUCCGGCAACCCUGGCCGAGUUCACUAUUGCAGCUAACGGAGGACAAGAUUACUAUGAUGUCAGCCUUGUUGAUGGUUUUAACUUGCCGCUUUCGAUAGCUCCGCAGCGCGGCUCAGGUCCAAACUGCACCAGCACUAGCUGUGCGGCGAAUGUGAACUCAGCUUGCCCACCAAACUUUGUUGUCAAAGGAUCCGAUGGGAAUACCAUAGGUUGCAAAAGCGCAUGUGCAGCUUUGAAUGAGCCUCAGUAUUGUUGCACAGGUCAAUAUGGUUCACCCGAGACUUGUAAACCCACGGAUUACUCAAAGAAAUUCAAGGAUCAGUGUCCUGAAGCUUAUAGUUAUGCUUAUGAUGAUCCAACUAGCACUUUCUCCUGCACUGGUGGGCCUAGUUACCUUAUCACUUUCUGUCCAUGAGCCAUCAUAUUUCUAUAUAUAGAUUGUACAAACUAUCUAUGCAUGCAGAAGCCCCUUGUUUCUCUGUAUGUUUUCGAUCCUAAAAUAAAGAAAGCAUCAGUACUGAUCUGAUCUGCUGUGCUGGGAUGUGUUAUCGAAUAAACAAAUAUAUAAAAACCUUUUUGGUUCUAA
This is a messenger RNA of Gossypium arboreum, 971 nucleotides long. RefSeq names its product thaumatin-like protein 1b. Bases 66 to 800 code for a protein of 244 amino acids. Gene Ontology annotation, cellular component: extracellular region. NCBI's taxonomy places the organism in Eukaryota, Viridiplantae, Streptophyta, Magnoliopsida, Malvales, Malvaceae. The record is from RefSeq and is a predicted model, not a curated record. Gene Ontology annotation, biological process: defense response. The transcript has 2 exons.